Moneuplotes crassus is the source of this 2952-nucleotide messenger RNA. NCBI's taxonomy places the organism in Eukaryota, Ciliophora, Spirotrichea, Euplotida, Euplotidae. The record is from the annotation of a GenBank genome assembly.
AUGGAGAAACAGGAAUUGAAAGGACCUCUUGGAUCGAUUAAGGACUUACUCAGGCCGCUCACACAAGAAGACAACCCAAUAUUACAGUUUAAAAUUCGAAAACCUUUAUUUAAGAAUCCACUGAAGCAGAUUGAUUUCUCAUCUGAAUACCAGAUAACACUUUCUCCGAUUGUGAAGGAUGGAAAGAAGUACAUAGAUAUACAUAUCCUGCAGAUAGCAGACAGGAACACACGAAGAUACCUCGAAAGUGUCUUAAUCGGGUAUGUACCUGUAAAAUAUGUCAAAUUUUUGAAUACCAAUAAAAAUCUGAUCAAGAAGACCUUAUUUGACUGGAAAAGUGAGGUUCUUACUAUUGAGUUUAACCAUGGUGUCAAAGGAGAGAUUACCCAAGCUAUUGAAAUUGACAUUAAGAAGCAAGAGGAAGAUAAAGAGAUAGAUACUGAUGACAUUGAAAGAAGCAAUAAGAAAUAUCUUGAUGUUGUUGAAAGAAUCCUAAAAUCUUCUCAGGCCUAUCCCAUGCUGUUCAAUGCUGAGGAGAUUGAUAUAAUAGAUACAUUUACUGACUCUGAUCAUCUUAAGAAAGUCCUCAUUUCGAGGAUGUUCUUCCGGAAGAGAGUUUUCUUUAAUCUUGAUCAUAUCAAAUCCUACAGCCACAGCGAGGAUGAACUAAAAUUUGCUAUAAAGGAGAUGAAACAAUCAAGACUGAUUGAAACUGGCGAAAAAAUCUUGCUAAAUCCUCGUGGCAUAAAGAUAUUUCUUGAUUCCUUAACAAUUGCUGAGUUAAAGCCAUUGGCUAAGAAUAUAGUCAAAAAUUUUAAGUGUUUUGUUCCGAUUCCAAAAGAAAUCCUUUCUAAAUUGUCGUGAUUCCAUGGCCCAAUUUCCAAAAUUGAGAAGUAUAUCAUUGAUGAGGAAGGAUCAGAUGAUCUGAUCCAAGAGUUCAAGAAAAUUGACUUUGAAAUAUGGUUUCGAAACAAAAGUCAGAAAAACAAACUCAUCAUGGUCAUCAUAGAACGUAUUGAAGCAUAUAAGAGAAGUGAGCAAACAGAGGUAAAGAAGAAAUCGAAGAAGGCCACUCUUCAUGCAUUUUUUAAAGGGAAUUCAGAAUUAGUCAAGAAAGUUAAGAAGGAAUGUGUCAUUUUGAAAACUCUCCAGCAGUCUAUUCCUGAGUUCUUCUCGAUUUCGUACUCUUUAAGAACGAUUUUGUUUAAAUGAGCUAAGCUUUUCUGUUCUUUUCAGAGUUCUGAUCCAAGAAGUACCCUGCUCAAUGAAAAUUAUAUAAGUGAAGAAUAUGCUGAGUAUGAUAAUUAUUUAUGAAUGAAACUUGAGCAUCCUCUGAAGCUCACACAAGCUGAGUUCAAGUAUCUGAGACCUCUUUUCAAAGAUACACAAGCUUAUGAUAGUUACAUCAAUAUGGGUAGGUUUCGGUACGCUAUUUCAAGCAUUAUCGAUCUUGAAUACCCAAAAGAAAUAACUAAUCGAUUAUAAUCAAGACAGUUUCGAUCUUGAUUUUGAAAAAUAUGAAAUUUAUCAAAAAUUCAUGAGAGCUGGCUGAUGAGAAGAUUGAUAGUUCUAUAUGUGAGAAAUCUUCUACACUACUAAAGACUUCUCUAUUUCAUGACACUUCUGAAUAUUACAGGGAGAACUCGGAAAAGUUGUUCUUCAGUCGCUUCGCUCCUGAGUCAUACAACCCAUGGAUUCUUGAUACAUGUGUAGAGUAUCUGGAGAAAAUCAAAGAGUACAAAUUUGCAAUCAUGCUGCUCUUGUGCCUUGUCCAGACCAGUAAGAGAACUUCUCGAAGGGAUAAAUGGAUACAUCGGCUGGGCCUAGACUGUAAGCAUAUCAAAGAGUUUGUACUAUCCUACUGUAUUUGACUCAAAGCUCUUACAGAUGUGCCUCCAGGAUGUUCUCUCGAGAAUCCUUCAUAUUGUUAUUUGAAGAAUUCCAUCCUCAUCACAAAGAACAGCUUGCAGAAGAAGUUAGAAAAGUUGUAUCGUGACAGAUCAAAGUUUAUGAUUAAUCUAACUAAGAAAUUGAAAAACAAGAACAUUUCAAAGCGCAUGCCAAAGCAAGAAUUUGAGCAGAAGGUUGAAGAGUAUGACCAAGAAUUUAACCAAAAGGUUCAGUACAUUCAACUCCUCGAUAUUGAGCAUCUCUUUACAUCACAGAAAGAACUUAAUAAAAUUCCUUCUGGAAUAACCGAGUAUGUUCUUGAAAAAGAAUACGAUAGCGAGUAUUUCUCUGAAGUAACUUUGUCGUGAAAGAAGAUGACCAAUCUUGGGGAUGAGCACAAUACUGCUAAGUAUCGCAACCCCAAGACUAAUGAGAUAUUUAGCGUGGAAGAUCUAGCACUUCACUAUUACCACACUAAGGAAGGAUAUGAUGGGAUCCACUCAGAAAACAGGCUUGGAAUGGUACUUUUUGGAUUGUUCCUGUGGAAACAAAUCUUUGACGACACAAUUCCAGGAGUUUUCCAAACUCCUUAUCAGAGAGGCCCUCUCGAUUUUGGUUCGAAAGAGUUCUUUUACAGGAGAGAAGCAAAAAUCACACAGAGACUUGAUGAAAUUUGCAAAAUGGGAGAUGAAGACAUUGAAGAUCAGAUCAAUACUCUCUGGGAUAGUUACAAUGGGACUAUUAAUUGUAUUAUAGAAUGGGACUCAAUCAAGUUUUCGAAAAUUAAAUUAAUCGAUAUUUCUAAGUGACUUGGAGGCAAGAAUAUUAGCCAUAUUUUACUCAAAUAUGCAUAUGAUUGGAGAAGCUGGAGCCAUGGACUACCUGACUUGUUCUUGUGGAAUAUUGAUACUAAAUAGAGCUAAAUUUUCUGAAAUCAAAUCAGAAACUGAUCGACUCUCAGAUAUCCAAAAAGCUUGGAUAGCAUACUUAAGCAAAGGUGGGAUUAAAAUUGAAGUAUGCUACCUCCUUUCUAAUUCUCAAGAAGCACUCAAUCCUUUUUAA